This is a messenger RNA of Chaetura pelagica (chimney swift), 846 nucleotides long. RefSeq lists its product as uncharacterized. Bases 1 to 846 code for a protein of 281 amino acids. The transcript has 6 exons. NCBI's taxonomy places the organism in Eukaryota, Metazoa, Chordata, Aves, Apodiformes, Apodidae. The record is from RefSeq and is a predicted model, not a curated record.
AUGAGCGCUGGGACAGGACAGGUGUUGAAUAGAGCUCUCACAGGUCCUGACAAGAAGCUGAGACAGGUCUUGGUUUGUGUGUGCCCUGGAGUAAGCAGCUUUAUUCUUACAGGGACACCAAGAAGUUCUUUUUCAUUGACCCAGAUCAUUGAUCAAGCUUGUCAAGAGGCAGAAGCUUACAAGGAUGCUGGAGUUGAUGGCUUGAUAGUAGAGAACAUGCAUGAUCUUCCUUAUAUGGUGUGUCCUGGGCCUGAAGUCACUGCUGCAAUGACAGUCAUUAGUGCUGCUGUGAGACAAACCUGCCCGCGCCUGGCGCUGGGUGUCCAGGUCCUGUCUGCUGCAAACCAGGAGGCAGUGGCUGUCGCUCUCGCUGCAGGUCUUGAUUUUAUCCGGGCUGAGGGGUUUGUGUUUUCUCAUGUUGCUGAUGAAGGGAUUAUAAAUGCCUGUGCAGGUAACCUGCUACGAUACAGGAAACAGAUUGGAGCAGAGAACAUUCAGAUUUUUGCUGAUAUUAAAAAGAAACAUAGCGCUCAUGCUCUGACAGCCGAUGUCGGCGUGGCCGAGCCCGCGGCGGCCGCCGAGUUCUUCCUGGCUGACGGGGUCGUACUGACUGGCACGGCCACUGGAUUGCCUGCCCAUCCUCAGGAGCUGAAAGAGGUUAAGAAUGCUGUGAAGAUUCCUGUGUUGAUUGGGUCUGGAGUGACUCUGGAAAAUGUGACGAAUUAUUUGGAUGCAGACGCUCUAAUAAUUGGUUCGUAUUUCAAGAAAGAAGGUUAUUGGGCAAAUCAUGUUGAUCCUGACCGAGUAAAGAAGUUUAUGGAACACAUAAGUAAACUGAGAGAAUGA